AUGAACUAUUAUACACGGAUUCAGGAAUUAGUGCUUUGCGUUCGCAUGCAUAACAAUACCGCUUUUAUUGGCGUUGAACCAUUUGAGAAAAUCGAAUUAUUCUCAGCGAGUGAAUGUCGACAACGAUGCAUUGAAAUGAAAAAUAUUUUUUACAGGAGAUAUCGCAUGAACGAAUGGUUCGAUGUAGCACUGAUAACGGAAAAACCAAUGAAACCAUUUGAUAAAAUUCGAGCUUUAGAAAUGGUAAUUGACUGCCAUGAAUUCGAUCCAUUUCCACCAAUUUCCGAUGAUUUUGCCACAUCGACUGACCAAGUCAGCAAAAAAAAACGAGUUUAUCGAAUACGCUCACAACCUUGUGAAUAUGGUCGUUAUGUUGAACGAAGGCUUUGCAACCAAGCAUCUAAACAUUUACUCCUCACUCCGUGUAUCGUUCUGCUGGUACCAUAUCCACCUUUUCCCUAUGAGAAUUUUACAGUAUGGUCCAUUUGGUCUGAGUGGUCAGUUUGUUCAUCAUCUUGUGGAAGUGGAACAGAACGAAGGUACAGAAAAUGUGAGACACAUUUCUGCGAUGGGGAGUUCACUGAAACGCGUCCAUGCUUUGGAGAACUACCAUGUAAUACUUGGUCACUUUGGAAUGAAUGGUCUAAUUUUUUUCUUUUUAAUUUUUCUUGCCAUCACAUUUCCUGUGAUAUUUCAGCUACAUGCGGUAUCGCUGACCGAGUUAGAUCUCGUUUUUGCCAUCUCGGUAGAGGAAGAUGUGAUGGUCCUGAUUAUGAGUUGGGAAUCUGCAAUGCAGGACUUUGCCCGGAAUGGUCCACUUGGGAAGGAUGGUCUCAAUGUUCAGUAACUUGUGGAGUUGGUGUUCAAAGGCGUGAACGCAUUUGUCAAGGGAAUCACUGCCAAGGAGAUCAGUUUGAAGAAGAAAAUUGUUACGGUGAUGCUGAUGAAUGCUUAUCAACAUGGGCUGAAUGGCAGGAAUGGUCGCACUGCUCAGUUUCUUGUGGACGUGGCACGAUAACUCGUACCCGUGUUUGCCUCGGUUUUCACUGCAUUGGAGAAACCAUCGAAGAAGAAACGUGUGAACAGGAAUAUUGUCCACAGUGGUCUCAUUGGGGAAGUUGGUCGGUAUGUUCUGCGACAUGUGGUUAUGGCACACAGUUGAGAUCGAGAGUAUGCUCUGGUUCUUUUUGUCCAGGUUUCUAUUUCAGAUUAUUCUUACAUUUGUUUUUUUUUCUCUGA
Dracunculus medinensis (Guinea worm) is the source of this 1239-nucleotide messenger RNA. NCBI's taxonomy places the organism in Eukaryota, Metazoa, Nematoda, Chromadorea, Rhabditida, Dracunculidae. The record is from the annotation of a GenBank genome assembly.